This is a messenger RNA of Varanus komodoensis (Komodo dragon), 1700 nucleotides long. It is a transcript of the gene ACTR10, whose product is annotated as actin related protein 10. The transcript has 13 exons. NCBI's taxonomy places the organism in Eukaryota, Metazoa, Chordata, Lepidosauria, Squamata, Varanidae. Bases 61 to 1314 code for a protein of 417 amino acids. Gene Ontology annotation, biological process: retrograde axonal transport of mitochondrion. The record is from RefSeq and is a predicted model, not a curated record.
GGCCCCUGGGCGUUGCGAGCGGCGGGUGGGUCCUUCGCCCCUCGCCCUGUCAGCGCGGCGAUGCCGCUGUACGAGGGCCUCGGGAGCGGCGGCGAGAAGACGGCGGUGGUGAUCGACCUGGGCGCGGCCUUCACCAAAUGUGGCUUUGCAGGAGAAACAGGACCAAGAUGUGUUAUUCCCAGUGAAAUAAAGAAACCUGGCAUCUCAAAGCCCAUCAAAGUUGUUCAAUGCAACAUCAACACAGAAGAGCUAUAUUCCUACCUGAAGGAGUUCAUCCACAUGCUCUAUUUUAGGCACUUGCUGGUCAACCCCCGAGACCGUCGUGUUGUGAUUGUGGAAUCCGUGCUGUGCCCUUCCCAUUUCAGAGAGACACUCACAAAAGUUCUGUUCAAGUAUUUUGAGGUUCCAUCGGUGCUGUUUGCCCCAAGCCACCUGAUGUCUCUCCUGACCCUUGGGAUUAAUUCUGCGAUGGUCUUAGAUUGCGGCUACACAGAAAGUCUGGUCCUACCUAUUUAUGAAGGGAUUCCAAUUCUCAGCUGCUGGGGUGCCCUUCCAUUGGGAGGAAAAGCCAUUCACAAAGAGCUGGAGAACCAGUUACUGGAGCAGAGCACUGUGGAUACGGGAGCCACCAAGGGACAGAGCCUUCCCUCCGUGAUGGGUUCUGUUCCAGAAGACAUUGUGGAAGACAUUAAAGUUCGCACUUGUUUCGUGAGCGACCUCCAGCGGGGACUGAAAAUUCAGGCAGCAAAGUUCAAUAUGGAUGGCAGCGCUGAGCGCCCAGCUCCACCCCCAGAUGUAGAAUAUCCCCUGGACGGAGAGAAGAUUUUGCAUGUGAACGGAGCAAUCAGAGAUUCUGUCGUCGAAAUACUCUUUGAGCAGGACAAUGAGGAGAAAUCGGUGGCCACUUUGAUACUGGACUCACUUAUUGAGUGCCCCAUAGAUACCCGAAAGCAACUGGCCGAAAACCUCGUGGUGAUGGGCGGCACUGCCAUGUUGCCGGGAUUCUUGCACCGGUUAAUGGCGGAGAUCCGGUACCUGGUGGAGAAGCCAAAGUACAAGGAGCUGCUGGCCUCGAAGACCUUCCGUGUGCACACGCCGCCCGCCAAGCCGAACUGCGUGGCGUGGCUGGGGGGAGCCAUUUUUGGAGCCCUCCAAGACAUCCUCGGAAGUCGCUCAGUGUCAAAGGAAUACUACAGCCAGACGGGCCGCAUCCCUGACUGGUGCUACCUGCACAACCCUCCUCUGGAAACCAUGUUUGACGUGGGAAAGACGCCUCCCCCCCUCAUGAAAAGGGCCUUUUCCACUGAGAAAUAGGAGCUCGCCUGAGACGAGAGUUUUGCUCGCAUCGUGCCACCUGCCUUGCUCUUUCGCCUGAUGCUGAGACUGCCGCGGCGAAGGACGCAGCUUGCUGAGCGGGCCUGCACGGUUGAAGUGUGGGGCAGCGAGCAAGAUUCGGGCCACUCUUUCCCCCUUGUGUCCACCACACCGGUUGAAGAUGAGACCCUAGUGGUAUGCGUGUUUAUAUGUACAGGUGAUUGCAAGAUAAACGCCUGAGCUGUCAACCUUGAUUAUUUAAAGUAAUUCAGUAGAGGAUUUUUUUUUUAACGCUGCUUGGGACCUAAACCUGCAUGGGCAACUUUGGCUGCCAGUAUCAGUGUGACGUUUUGCACGGUUAAACCAUUAAAAACCAAUUUCCUUGA